AUGAUUGAAGACUAUAUACUAUUCGAAUUUCUAGGGCUAAGAACUUACCCUAAGCAAUGUUGGAUAAAUUUCACACCUGAGGUUAAAAAAAUGCAAAAGAAUGGUUCAUUUAAAAGGACUGUGAUCGAGAAUGGAUGCGCCGUAUAUGAUAAAGAAAUGCUGGCAAUUAUUAAACAGGAUGAUGAUGGUGAUAGUCGUUUCGCCAGUUGGACAAAAAUUGCUAUACCGAUCUCCAAAAACUUAAUCGCUUUUUCAGUAAACGGGUCAAAUAAAAACGGGCAGUAUGGUAAUAUUACAGUAUCAUGCGAAAUUUUCAUAUGUAGUGGCAAUAUGUUGGCAACAUUCCAGAAUGUACCAUUGGGUGACCAUCAGAUACCUGAUUGGCUUAUAUUAUAUGACAGUUCAACUCAAUAUGUGGAGCUAGAGGGAAGCAUUACUGUGGUAACGAGCAAUAAUAGCGACUCCGAUAGCGUCUCAUUGCCGUCAAAUUAUUUGUUCAUAGAAGCUGAAAAUGUUUCACCAGCCGAAGAAGUGCAAAGUGGUUUAAAGACAGAAGAAAAUGUCGUUCAACAACAAGUUGUUUGUCCUAUAUCAGAAGGAAUUCCUAUCUACGCAGUCAUUUUUAUUUCCAUUCUUUCAUUCGCUUUUGGACUCAUCUUCGUUGCAUCGCUUUGGAUCAUUCAUAAUAAGACUGAUCCGCUUCGCAAAAUAAGGUGUAUGGAACCUUCUCGUGCAGCGGCAUUAGCGAGCGUUUAUCGUGAUCCAAUCGUUCGAUCUACCAAUUCAACGGCAUUUAUGGCUGUGCCAGUCAACGAAAGGCAACGACUUGUUAUUGAUAUGCCAUAA
Molecule: messenger RNA, 846 nt
Organism: Dracunculus medinensis (Guinea worm)
Lineage: Eukaryota; Metazoa; Nematoda; Chromadorea; Rhabditida; Dracunculidae
Source: the annotation of a GenBank genome assembly